Molecule: messenger RNA, 405 nt
Organism: Cladocopium goreaui
Lineage: Eukaryota; Dinophyceae; Suessiales; Symbiodiniaceae
Source: the annotation of a GenBank genome assembly
AUGGCCGGCGGACAGGCGCCCAAGACAGCUAGGGCGGCACGCGGCUUUGGUGCUGAGGCAGCAUCGACAGCGCAGCGUGCUCCGGUGGAUGUGUACCCCUUACAUGGCGCCUUAGAUGCUGAGGUGCAGGACAGGGCCAUCCUGCCUGCGCCAGGGAGGCGUCGUGUGAUCCUGGCCACCAAUGUGGCGGAGGCAUCCAUCACGGUUCAAGGUGUGACAUCUGUGGUGGACAGUGGUUUGCGGAAGAGGUCGGUCUUUGAUCCUGCCGCUGGCUUCAAUCGAUUGGAGCUGGUUCCCAUCUCGAGGGCCUCAGCAGAGCAACGCAAGGGUCGAGCAGGACGAUUGCGAAAUGGCCUAUGCUUGCGCCUGUGGGCACCGGAUCAACAGCUGCAGCCGGAGGAUGUC